Messenger RNA from Clonostachys rhizophaga, 2262 nucleotides. The record is from the annotation of a GenBank genome assembly. NCBI's taxonomy places the organism in Eukaryota, Fungi, Ascomycota, Sordariomycetes, Hypocreales, Bionectriaceae.
AUGUCGGCCUCUAUAGAUGAGAUGCUCCCCGAGUCGGGGGUCUUUGUAAAUCCCCAGCAACGACUUCGCAGUAAUGGCGGAAAUGGCGCCUUCCACAACUUCUAUAACGACUACUCCCACAUUCAAGACCCCAACCUUCGAAGACGAUUAGCACUAUCAGAAAUAGACAAAGUUCCUUUUGGAAAGUACCAUGUACGUGCCGUCUUGGUAGCUGGCGUCGGCUUCUUCUUAGACUCUUAUGAUAUUUUCGCAAUUAACUUGAUUACUACACUCCUCGGUUUGGUUUUCUGGGGAGGUGGUGAUCCCUCCGAUGGGUAUGGAGGUAAUAAUGGCCUGUUGCCAGACCCAGUCAACCAGGCUCUGAAAGCUUCAACUAGCAGUGGCAUCAUCAUUGGACAGAUCCUAUUUGGAUGGAUGGCCGACGCUUAUGGCCGACGAAAAAUGUAUGGCUUUGAACUGGGUCUCAUCAUCUGGGGGACCUUCAGUUGCGCCAUGGUUAGUUCUAGUCCCGCCAUUAGUUCUACCGCUGUGAUGAUCUUUUGGAGAGUCGUAAUGGGCAUUGGAAUUGGAGGCGACUAUCCCCUUAGUUCAGUCAUUACCGCCGAGUUUGCUCCAACCAGAUGGCGAGGCGCCAUGGUAGCAGCGGUCUUUUCAAUGCAAGGAAUGGGCCAGCUUAUCUGUGCUAUGGUUGCGCUAAUAACCGCUGUUGGGUUCAAGUCCCACUACGUCAAUAUCCCAAAUGAGUCCUUGUGCGACAGUGCUUGUCGUCUAGCUGCUGACAGAUCCUGGAGAAUUAUUGUUGGUGUUGGCGCUAUCCCCGCCUGCCUUGCGCUCUAUUAUCGCAUCACUAUCCCUGAGACGCCUCGAUACACCUUCGAUGUGCAAUUCGAUGUGGAGAAGGCCGAUGCUGAUAUUCGGGCCUAUAUGUCAAGGAAAUCUAUAGACUCCGUCUCUGUCACUGGGGCAAGCCCUCUUGCAGCACAUCAUUUGCCCUCUCAGAAGCUAAACAUGCCCAAAGCUUCGUGGGGUGACCUCUAUGAAUACUUCAAGUCUUGGCGUCAUCUGAAGGUCCUCCUUGGCACUUCCCUCUCGUGGUUCUUCCUUGAUCUCGCAUUUUAUGGUCUCGGCCUCAACAACACUAUUGUUCUUCAUGCCAUUGGACACGCUGACGGCUCAAAUCUUCACCAAAAGCUGUUCAACCAGGCUGUGGGUAUGAUUAUCUUGGCGUGCGCGGGCUCGAUACCUGGCUACUGGUUUGCCGUCUUCACCAUCGACACAUUUGGGCGCAAGUCACUCCAGAUCAUAGGCUUCCUCCUUCUUACAAUAGUAUUCGCCAUACUUGGAUUUAAACUCCGCGAUAUGGGGGAGAACACGCUCCUUGCACUCUACAUUGUUGGCCAGUUCUUAUUCAACGCUGGACCUAACACCACUACUUUCAUUGUGGCUGGUGAGUGCUUUCCCACACGCUACCGUUCGACGGCGCAUGGUCUAUCCGCAGCCAUGGGGAAACUUGGUGCCAUCAUUGCACAAGUCAUCAGUAUCCCGAUGCUUAACAAAGACUCUCCUCCAAACUGCAAGGGUAACGCCUGUUCUCCGCACCUCGACAAGCUUCUCCAAAUGUUUGCUCUCUUCAUGUUGCUCGGAACAUUGGUCUCCUUCCUCAUUCCGGAAACAAAGGGCUACACUCUGGAGGAACUCGCCGGUGAACCGCGCACCAGCUAUAACGCUGGCCGCAACGGUAGCAUCAGCUUCGGCACUAACAGCCAUCGCCCUUCAUGGAACCCGUUCGGUGGAGGCCAGCCCGCAGGAUUCUUCUAUCCUCGCUCCAAGGAGACUGUAUUCACCACCAACGAUGCCCGUAAUAGCAGUGGUAACAACGACCGUCACCGCAGGCCGUCUCACAGUACUAUCACAAAGCUGCCCCGUACUCUCGACAGCAUCCGCCAACGCAGAUCACAUCUUUGGUGGAGGAGACGGAGAAGCCAGCAUGAUGCGGGCAGGAAUGAGGAAAUUACUCUUAGCAGCCGCAGCUCCUCUAAUGUCAGUCACCAGCACCACAAUGUUGGCGUCGUGCCCGAGGAAACAAGCCCCAUGUCUUCGCCUGCGGUACCUCCCGCACUUUCUCCAAUCACUCCAGUGCAACAGCAGGCUGUGCCAACUUGGGGUGCAGGCUGGGGACGCAUCGAUCGAGGAAGACGACCUCCUCAGAUCGAUGAGGUACAACUGCAAGAUGUCGGGUCUCUGCUCAACAAGAGUGUGUAA